AUGGAUACCAUACAGAGGAAAAUGCAGGAUAUUCCACUUCUUAAUUUCAAAGCAUCAAUAGUUUGGACAAUGUUUCGAAUUGGUAGAUAUAGUGGGCCUAAAAUAGGAAGAAAGUCACUUACACAGACACCAACCCCACCAAAAAAAAGAAAGAAGAUCAAAGUUACAGUGCCUGAAGAACAAUAUGAUGAUGGUAUAAACCAUUAUCCUGAAUCAAUUGCUUAUAAUAUUGAUCCAAAUCGUACAGAUAAUGUAUCUAAUAAAAUAGUACAAAGUGAUGAAGUUGAUCUUUCAAAUGAAAAUGUGCAAUCUACUAAUCAUGAUAAUAUUGACAACAGUAAGAUUGAUUUUGAAAUCAUUACAUUACAUGAGACAGACAUUAUUGAUUAUAAAACAGUACCAAUAACUUCAAAUUUAAUUGUAAAUGAUCCUACAAUUAAAUUGCCAACAAAUCGUCUUGAAUUUAAAGAACGUAUUCAUCAAGGUCCAUAUCGCCCAAUUUUAAACAUAUAUCCAAAAACUUUACAAGGAAGUACUAUGCGAUCAUUUCAAAAGUCAUGGUAUGAUCUUUAUAGUUGGUUAGAGUAUAGUCCUGUUGCUGAUGCGGCCUUUUGUUUUUCUUGUCGGUGUUUUAAUGGUCAUGAAAAAAAUAGUGGUCAAAUUGAAAAAACUUUUAUUACAACAGGGUUUAAUAGUUGGUAUAGGGCAACAACAAAAUUUAAGAAACACCAAUUAUCUAAGUUCCAUAUAAACAGUAUAGCAGCUAUGGAUCAUUAUUGUUCUAAUAAAUCAAUUGAUGAAAUAAUUGACAACAGUGUGACUUUGCAAUUAAGUAAAAAAGAAAAUGAGAGGUUAAAAAAUAGAGAAGUGAUGAAACGUUUAAUCGAUGUAAUUAUUUGUUUAACAAAAAGUGGUAAACCAUUACGUGGUCACGAUGAAUCUUGUACCAGUCAUCAAAAAGGUCUAUUUUUAGAAGUAAUUUAUUUAUUAUCAAAAUAUGAUGUAACAUUAAAGUCUCAUUUAGACAAUGGCCCAAAAAAUGCAAUUUAUUUAACUGAUGAAACAAGUGAUGUGGGCCAUCAUGAACAAUUGUCUGUGGUUUUUCGCUAUUUUGAUAUUAUUUUAAAUCGUCCAAUUGAGACAUUUAUCACUUUAAAACGUUUGUUUUCUGUAAAUGCAGAAUCUAUUUUUAAUACACUGAAUGAUAUUAUUACUUGUGAAUUUGAAUUGGAUUGGAGUAACGUAGUUGCAGUAUGCUUUGACGGAGCUGCAACUAUGGCUGGUAGUAGUAAUGGUGUACAAGCAAAGUGUAAACGUAAAAAUGAAAACAUUUUGCAAGUGCAUUGCUAUGCACAUUGUCUUAAUUUAACAUUAAUUGAUGCAGUUUGUGCUAAUAAAGGGAGUCCAUCAAGGCAUGCAAUUUUCGAAAAAAUUGCCAAAGAAAAUGGCGUCAAAUUACAAACAUUGAAAUCAUGUUCUCAGACAAGAUGGGCUUGUCGCGCAGAAGCAGUUAAUGCAAUUAAGAACAAUUAA
Messenger RNA from Melanaphis sacchari, 1533 nucleotides. RefSeq names its product zinc finger MYM-type protein 1-like. The record is from RefSeq and is a predicted model, not a curated record. NCBI's taxonomy places the organism in Eukaryota, Metazoa, Arthropoda, Insecta, Hemiptera, Aphididae. Bases 1 to 1533 code for a protein of 510 amino acids. The transcript has 6 exons.